Messenger RNA from Notolabrus celidotus (New Zealand spotty), 942 nucleotides. RefSeq names its product ly-6/neurotoxin-like protein 1. The transcript has 3 exons. The record is from RefSeq and is a predicted model, not a curated record. The coding region runs from base 137 to 511 and encodes 124 amino acids. Lineage: Eukaryota; Metazoa; Chordata; Actinopteri; Labriformes; Labridae.
UCUCCCAUGUAUAAAGAGGUCGACUAAGACGAAGUUCUGCCAAAAUUGAUCCAAAUAUUUCAGAAAAAGUCAGAUCCUACAAAUUAGAGUUCUCUGUUAUUUUUGUUUGGCAAAAGAAACCUCUAAAAACCUCAGUAUGAACAAACUCCUGUGGUGCAGUGCAACGCUGUUGACUGUGUUUGUUACAGUUGAUUCCCUCACCUGUUACACCUGUAAUGGGAAUGCCAUGGACUCCUGCCUCAUUGAUUCUCCUGUUAAUUGCACCACAAGUCAGACCAGCUGCUACAUCGGAGUGACCAUGUUUAGUACCAAGCAGCAGAUCUACUCAAGAGGUUGCACAAAAGCAUCCACCUGUGAAGACACUGUGGGAUCCAUCCUGGAUGUUACCUACACCGUCACCAUGAGCUGCUGCAGCACUGACCUGUGCAACAGAGCUGCCUCCUCAAAGCUGCCUCUGACUGCCGCUCUAUGUGCUGCUUUGGGGGCAGUGUGGAGCCAGUGGGGCCUUUAAAAAAUGAAGUUGAGGAAGAAAGCAGGUUGCUAAGCAUUCCAGUUUGAUGAUUUUACACCUUCUGUACCCUAAUUUCCUGCAUGAGCUUUAUAUAACUGCUUUAUCAUGUCUGUUUGCCUGUGAUGCAUAAUGGAGUGAUGCAGGCUCAAAAUUGCAUCUCUGAAUGUUUAUCUGGACUCUACAUAUGCAUUUCUGAGUGACUCCCUCACAUGUUGACUCCUCAUUAUGUAUCACUAUAUUUCAAAAUCUCCACUGAAAUGUGCUUUGUAAACGCCAAAAAGAAAACAUGUUCCUAAAACUGAAUACAGCAGCUAUGAAUUACUUGAAUUAAAAUCCUUAAUUUUGUUUAUUGGAACACUAUCUCUUGAAUGAUUAAUAUGAGGGAUAUGCUUACAUAAUUGCACAUGUUACAUAAAAAAAUCAGCUAUCAA